AAUCAGUCUUUGAACAGUUUUCGUGCCGUGCACUUUGUGGACGGAGAAAAGUACAAAAAAUUUUUCAAACUCGCCGUUCACUGAACACCACAGAGCGAGUGACAGAGAUAGUGCGAGUGCAAAUGCGAGUGAGUGUAUGAGAUAGCCAUAGUGAGAGAGUAAAAGCGCUACAAAAUCUCUGCGGCUGUUCGGUGAUAAUAAAAACGUGUAUGAGAAAUCGAUAAGAGCAGCAGCAGCAGCAGCUGAAGUGAAAGAAGCGCGCACACACACAAUCAUACGCACACAACAACAACACACACAUGGAUUAGUGUUGGUGUGCCUGAUGUGUAUGUGUCGUCGUCAAGUGUUAUAAAGACAUGGCAUUCGUUUGAAACAAAUUCAGUUCAAAUUAACAGAGGCUAAUACAAAGAAAUAAAAGCUUAAAAUGCACACCAAGAUGGAGAAAACAGUCGCAAAUCGUCGACAGAUGGGCGACUUCAAUGAACAGUUGAGCUGUCGCAUCUGCCUGGGCUAUAUGAUAGACCCCACCACAGUGGAUUAUUGCUAUCACACAUAUUGCCGCAGCUGCAUUUUGAAGCAUUUGCUGCGCGAUGUUUACUGUCCCCAGUGCAAGGCCAGCGGCGGCAAACAGAUCAAUGAGGAUAACCUAAGAUCCGAUGACACAUUGCGUGCCCUCAUCUAUAAAAUGGUUCCUGGACUCUAUCAGCGUGAGUGCGAGCGACUCGUUGAGUUCGAGGAACAGCACAAGGACCUCGAUUCCGACCUUGACGAUGUGCUGCAAGCCGAAAAGGAACAGGAGUUCUUUACGCCAACAGAGCCUAUAAGUUUAUCCCUAGAAUAUCAUCCAGCAAUGCUGAAACACUGCAGGGCAUCGGAUAAGCCGCCCGUCUGCUAUCUUCAGUGUCCCGCUGGUCUGCGGAUUGCGCAUCUGAAGCAGUUUCUCUGCUCCAAAUACGACAUCGAUGCGCAGAACAAACAAGUCGAGGUCGAGGUCACCUAUGAGGAUGAGGUGCUGCAGCCAAGCUUGACGUUAAUGGACAUUGGCUAUUGCUACCACUGGGAUCGGCAUGCGCCGAUGUCCUUUCAGUACAGGAUACUGCUCUAUGAGAACGAGUGCAUAAAAAACGAUGAAAACAAUUUGUCAAAGGUUAAUCAGGAUAUUGAGUCAAGACCCGCUGCUGCUGCUGCUGUGGUGACAACCACAACAACAGCAACAACAACAACAAAGAGUGCCAAGUCCGUGACCUUUGCCGAUGAGCUGGAAACGCAACCGAAUAAUCCCCCCUCGCCCACAGCAGCGCCCGCGAGUAAAACGCGCGCCAAAUCCAACUCAAAGGUCAGCAAGGGCAACAAGCGAACACCAUUGAGUCAGACGGCAAAUGAAUCCAAUGAAGAUGCCUCUCAGGCUGUGAGCAACUUCAAGAGCUUGCGCAGCAACGAUAUGCGGUACAGUGAUUACGGUGUUGCACCCACGGCGGCUCCGUUGUUGCGCGUGAAGAGCGAACCGGAACCGGAGGAACAGUCUAGCCUGGGUGUGUCCAAUAUGAACAUUGUGGUGAGCAUACCGCAAUCGCAGUUGAGUAAAUCUGCUGCCUAUGCGGAUGAGGAAGGUUUCGAGCUGAAGACGGCCAACAAAAAGUCCUCGAAUGCAGCUGUGCGCAAUUUGCCCAAGCUCAAGAUCGAGCUGAACAGCAUGAAGGCGAAACUGACGCUGCCCAAGUCAGCGGAUGCACGUCUCGAGGAUGCCGGGCAACAUAAUCAAUUGGAUUUGGAAACGUAUGCCAAGAACAUUGGCCUCAAACCCAUUGAACAGCCAGCAACACCUGGUGCAAGCGAUGCUUUGAAGUACAGUCCGAAUGCCUCGCCCAUGUCCUCGUGUUCCUCAUCCACCAAUGGCUCCAAUGGCACCGCGGAUGCCUCAACCUCAACCUCAACUUCAUCCUCGACGAACUCGACGUCAUCGUCGUCGCAUCGCAAGCGCAAAAAGAAGCACUCCAAGGAGCCAAAGGAUGCGAAUGGCAAACGCAAAAAGUUGCAUGCGGAAAUCAGUUCACAAACCGAUGGAAAAAUGAAAAUGAAAAUCACAACAACACCGCAUAAUCACAAGGCGCACAAGCUCGAUCUCAAGCGUUCGCAUUCGUUGGCUGGCGGCGAGUUGAAUGCGCUGCAGAAAGCCAACGAUUUGAAUCGCACUUUAGGAGAAGAAUCGCGCAGCAUCAGCAACCUGAUGGCGACGACUUCGGGGACAACUUCGAUGUCGACGUCGAUGACAACUUCGGGGAUAACUUCGAUGACAACUUCGAUGACAACUUCGAUGACAACUUCGGGAAUAACUUCGGGAACAACUUCGAUGACAACUUCAGUGGAGAAGCCUCAGUUGCCUGCAUCGCCGCCUUUGCCGCCGAGUUUGUUCAAAAGCUUUUCACCCGCUGGCAGUCCGCUGCCCAAGGCAGCAACACCACCUCUAGCAGCAGCAACCACUACGGCUACAACAGCAGCAAACACUCUGACAGCAGCCACAACCAAAUCGAAGCUUGUGCCCGCUCCCAAGCAACUGAAACCCACACCAACACCAACCAAUAACAAUAACAACAACAAAAGGCAACCCACUUUGACGCCCUUGCCACAGCCUGCGCCGCACUUUGCCGUGCCACAAGCGCCGCUGCGUCAGGCGCCGCAUCAAAUGCUGCGAUAUCUUUCCACGCCCAGUUCCAUAGCGAGUGCAGCCAACAAGCAGCCAAAGCGUUCGCUCUCGCUGGAUGAAUCCGCUCCAGCUUCUAGCUUGGCCAAGCAUCCGCGUCUCGACUAUCAGCAACAGCAACAGCAGCAACAACAGCAAGUGGGUGUCAAGUAUGCUGCCGCAGCAGCCAAGCUGAAGCAACAAGCGAGCGCUCAGCUGCGUCUCUACGGUCCGGAGUUGGCCAAGCCAACCAGUAUGCCGAUGCUCUCCAGCUUGAAUUUGCCGCCCAGCGGUUCGGUGACAAUAACGCCGCGACCACGCAACACACAACCGCGAGCAACCAUGGCAAAUGCAACAGCAGCCAAAGCAGCAGCAGCAGCAGCAACACAAGCUCCAAGACCAACUGCAGCUGGGAGCAACCUUAGCUAUGGCUAUGGCGAGAGUUCGCUGAGCAAUUUGCCAGCGUUGGAGAUUAUGCGACUUGGAGCAGCAGCCGCUGCGGCGGCAGCAACCAGUGCACGUUUGAUGGGACCACCGAAGCAGCCAGCGAAACGUGCUGUGGCCAUGCCGUUGCCGUUGCCACUCCCUUUGCCCCUCCCCAUGCCGCUGCCGUUGCCAAUGUCGAUGUCGAUGUCGAUGUCGAUGCCAGCGACUGUCAAGUCGCCGCCGUUGUCAGUUGCGCUGAGUGCGCAACGAGGCAACAACCACAGCAACAAUCUCGGCAACAGCAACAAUGCUGCUUAUCGCACAUCGCCGCCUGCAUUAAUAAAUCUGCGCAACACCGUUCCAGUCUCGUUUCCAUCAAAGUCAGCAACAGCAACAGCAGCAGCCAAAGCCGAGCUUAAUUCAAAGAAAUCCGCAACAGUUGCCGCAGCGGGAGCAGCAACAACUUUGACUUCGACUGGAAGCAAAGCCAAUGGCACAGCGGCUGCUGCUGCUGCUGCUGCUGCUUUGCUGGACAAGUCGAAAACGAGUUUGCGUGAUUUUCGGCCACCAACAACAACAACAGCAACAACAGCGGCAGCAGCAACAAGCUCAACAACAACCACAGCAACGACCAAGGAUGCCGACAUACUUGAUUUAUCAGCUCAGGGCACAGGACGCAACAGCACCAAAUUGGCGCCCACGUCGCCACCCGUGGGCAACAGCAACAGCAGCAGCAACAGUCUGGAGGCUGCGCUGAAUAAAAUCAAGCAAAACAUUUCCGCCAACAGCAAUUGCAGCAAUGUUGUUGCUUCAGUUGCUUCGGCUGCUUCGGCUGCUGGCGAUGAUCUACAGAAUCUGCAUAUGCUCUCCGAGUCGGCAACAGCGCGCGAAAAGAUCUCGAUAAAGGCUGGCAACAACAACAACAACACUACUACUACUGCUAACAACAGCAGCAGCAACAGCAAUACUGCAAGCAACAGCAACAUCUACGAGAAUAAGCCAAAGAAUGCGGUGGUGCGACCACAGAAUGCCUCAGUGCGCAGCAUACCCAAUCCAUCGGCGUUGGCCUUUCGCAAUCAGGCCACGCUCUUGACUAGCAACAGCAGCAGCAGCAGCAACACAUCAACAACAUCGACUACAACAAUUGCAGCAGCCAAGCCGUUGACUGUGAAAGCCGAUGAGAAGCCCAAAUUGAGCUCAGCCACAAUGUUGCUUAGCCCUAACAGCAACAGCAACAACAAUAAUAACAACAGCAGCAACAACAACAACAACAACAACAAUUGCAAUGCUGCCACAUCGCCGCGUGCCACGAAAAAGGCAACAACCAUCGAUCAAGUUGCUGCCAAUUUGAACAUACGCGCCGAGGCAAAAGCUGCCGCCCUCGCCGAGGAGGCGCCACCAGCCAGUGUGGCAAGUGUUGCUGCCGCUGCCAAAACUCCCGAAUCGGAGAAGGCAACCAAAUCGGAUGCCACGGCAACAGCGACAGCAACAGUCACAGCAACUGCAGCAACAGCAACAUCGACUGCAACUCCGACACCAACAACCACAACAACAGUUGCUGUUGCCAGCACACCUACAACACCCGCCACACUUCCCUUGGCGCUGCCCACGGCAACAGCAACAGCAACCACAAACGCUGGCAGCGUCAGCAGCGAGACGCUCUCGAAGCCGCCCGUUCAAAUCUCCGCUACCGACACUCCGGUCCCGGUGGCAAGUUCCGCUUAGUCACAAGCGUUCCUUUGGAUGUGCGGCUCGCAAAUGUAUCUGGUGGCGCCACUGGAGAGUCUGCAAAGCAGCAGCAACCAGAAUGCCAAUUGAUAACGUCUGCAAAACGCCUUCCAGUUGUAGGAGCAGCUCCCAGGUUUCCAGCUCAUCAAUUAGCACACAAAAAGGUGGCGGUAAGGGGAGCGUCGAGAGCGGUGAACCACGGUGAACAUAAAUACCUUCAUUAGAAAGCAAUAUACAAAUGAUUCGCACCUAAAAGCUAGCUUAUACCAGAUACAGCUGCAAUAAGACACAAGAUACUCGACGUAUACUUGUGAACUUGUGCUCUCAGAUACAGAUACAAAAUUCGCGCACAGAUGCAAAUAAUUGUGCAAAUAUUUGCGCUGGAAUUAGUACGCGUCGAAAUAAAUUAAAAACGUAAUGGAAAUAUGUCUGCUAAGCGACGAACAACAACAGCAACAACAACAACACAGAGAAAAAAAAGCUGACACAAAAAAUGCGAAAAUAUAAAUAAAAUAAGCACAGCAGCGACGUCUGUUGUUGUCGUUAUUGCUGCUGUUGUUGUUGUUGCUGUUUGGCAUAGCAAAAAUGCGAACGAAAAUUAAUUAUAAAAUAUCAGCAAAUAACAAAUACAGCAACAACAUUAACAACAACAGCUAAACAACAAUCACACACACGUUGAAUCGCCAACUCGUAGUACGUGUCGAUUACACUGCGCGAAAAAGAGUUCGACAAACUUCUCCUCAACCGUCGCAUACAGUAGACGCUCUCUACUCAAAAUAUGCCGACUUUUAGAUUAGUGAAUUUCUUACAUUAUAUUUAAAGAAAAAGAAUGAGAUAAAUAUUUUACUUGAUUACACUGCGCGAAAAACAUCUCAACAAAACGCCUUCUCAACUGUCGCAUUCAAUAGACGCUCACUUCUCAAAAUAUCACGACUUUUAGAUACCCUAUUAGUAAAUUUCCUACAAUAUAUUUAAAGAAAAUGCAUUGGAUAAAGUUUUUACUUGAUUACACUGCGCGAAAAACAGUUCGACAAACUCCUCUUCAACUGACGCAUUCAGUAGACGCUCAGUUCUCAAGAUAUCACGACUUUUAGAUACCCUAUUAGUGAAUUUUUGACUUUAUAUUUAAGCAAAUAAAUUAGUUAAUAUUAUAAAAACUUUAACUAAUUCAUUUGCUUUAAAUACGAUGUAAAAAAAUUCAAUAUUUGAUAAAAAAAAAAAAACUGAAACUUGUUAUAGAAAAGUCAUUCUCAAUGAAAUCUGUUUACUAUCUUAAAAUAUCUUGAAUGUUUCAUAUAUUUUGAAGUUAAAUUUUUAAAACUUUUAUAACGAUAGACGUAGACAACCAAAUUUUAACGCUCUCAUUUCUUUGUCAUUUGCUAGGGUAUCACAAAAAGCAAAAGUCUUAUCAAUUUUAAAAUCUAUAUGAGCUGAAUCUAUAUGUCUGACGCUACUACGCCAAUCAGACGUCACAAGCCAGGGUAUCAUAAAGAUAAAACUUUAUCAGAAACAGACCGUCACAGCACUCUAAAGUGAAGCCUUAUAAUCGAAAUCGAAAUUACGCUAUUUGAAAUGUAAAGUUUGAGUAUAAUGGAAAGAAGUAUCAGUUUAAACAAAACAGUUUCGAUAUGCGGGAAAUAUUAAAGAAUUGAAUGAAAUUUCUAGGGUAUUAGAAAGAUGUACGUUUAACUGGUGAAUGGAAAUUUUCAUUAAUCAUUUCAACAGUUAAUAAAGGCUUUCAAGAGAUUGGGAUAGAUCAUAGAAAACAAAAACCUUAAAAGUUCCAUGUUAAACAAGUUGUAAAGCUAGAAAGUUUUAAGAGCCAUAAAAACAGACGAGCUUCUGAAUUACGAAAACAACCAGAUCAAGUUUUUUUUUAACAAAACAGGGAAUAUUAAAUGAUGGCUUGACAAUAUAAAAAAGACAAAACCAAACUUUUUAAAAUAAAACAUUUUGAGAUUUCAAAUGUUAUAAGAUCUCUUCUAUCCAUCAUUAUCAUCCAUACAGUUUAUUACCCUAUUCAAGUGCAAUAUCAUAGCUAAAAUCUCAGUCGCUGAGAAUGUUAUAUUUGAAAGCAGAUUAGCAGCUGUAACUACCCGUUUCGGAAGCAGGUCUUUAGCAGGGUAUUUGUUGAAGAAGAGGCCAACAGAGCUGAUAACAUUAUGAACUCAAAUCGCAUAAGGAAUGCAUAAAUUAUGAUGAAUAUAAUGAGUGUUGUGAAUUGUGAAUACUGAAUGCUGAGUGGUGAAUGGAGAGUUGUGAAUCGUACGAACUGCGAGUUGUGAGUUAAUCGGAAGUGUGUCCAAGUGUGAAACGCGCACUUGGCGCAGGUUGUUGUUGAUGAAAUGAGACGCGACGCGAUGCGAGUCGAGUUCGUUUUUUGGAUUUUAGAUUUUUAGUUGUAUUUUGUUUUGGUUUUUUUGGUGGUGGUGUGUGAACAGUAGCCAACACACACACAUACAAACAUAGAGAAGUACACCCAACACACAAGUCGAAGAGCGGCACACGCACGUUCGUUGAGGCGAUAAAAUUUUAACGAUUUGCGCCGUUUGAGCUGAGCGUGUCGAGCAUAAAGAUACAAACGACAACAGCAACAACAACAACCACAACAAAUGAGAAAACAACAGCAAGAUGAUUAUAUACAAAUAUAUAUACACAUUUAUAUACCUACCUAUAGAUACUUAUAAAUAUCUUGUAGAUACUUUUCGGUAUUAGUUACGUUCAAUUGCAGCACGAACUUUGUACAUAAAUUCAAAUCGAAGCGACAAC
Molecule: messenger RNA, 7603 nt
Organism: Drosophila nasuta
Lineage: Eukaryota; Metazoa; Arthropoda; Insecta; Diptera; Drosophilidae
Gene: Su(z)2
Product: Suppressor of zeste 2
Biological process (GO): negative regulation of transcription by RNA polymerase II
Cellular component (GO): PRC1 complex
Molecular function (GO): promoter-specific chromatin binding; metal ion binding
Source: RefSeq, a predicted model, not a curated record